Cyphellophora attinorum is the source of this 1599-nucleotide messenger RNA. Its product is annotated as putative transporter. Lineage: Eukaryota; Fungi; Ascomycota; Eurotiomycetes; Chaetothyriales; Cyphellophoraceae. The transcript is spliced from 3 exons. The coding region runs from base 1 to 1599 and encodes 532 amino acids. Gene Ontology annotation, molecular function: transmembrane transporter activity. The record is from RefSeq and is a predicted model, not a curated record. Gene Ontology annotation, biological process: transmembrane transport.
AUGGCAGCCAAGGUCACGUCGACUGUCGCUUCCGACGAGAAGCAGCUCGAGCAAUCGCUGUCAGAAGAAUCGAAGUCAGAAAGCUCUCGAAUGGAGCAGCGCGAAUCUCAGACAGGACACAACAAUGACGUCGAGGCUGGCUCACAGCCGGAUACGCUGACUGAAGCCGACAAAGAGGCCGCCGCCGAGCCUUCAUCAGAUCCGAAUAUCGUUACUUGGGACGGGACCGACGACCCAAAUCGACCUCAUAACUGGACCAAGAAAAAGAAAUGGGGCAAUAUGGCGAUGGUCUCUUCCAUUUGUUUCCUCACGCCGCUCGCUUCAUCAAUGGUUGCUCCGGGCGUGCCGCUCGUCAUGCGCGAAUUCAAUACCAAUGAUGAAAUGAUCGGCUCAUUCAUUGUUUCCAUCUACAUCCUGGGAUACGCGAUAGGACCACUAGUGAUCGCUCCUAUGUCAGAGGUCUAUGGCCGAUUGCCUGUAUACCACGUCAACAACGUUCUCUUCGUCAUCUGGACCAUGGCGUGCGCUCUAUCUCCGAAUGUUGGAGCGCUUCUGGUCUUCCGACUGUUUGCUGGUCUCGCUGGCUCCUGUCCGAUCACAAUAGGCGGAGGUUCGAUAGCGGACACUUUCAACCAGGAAGAGCGAGGAGGCGCCAUGGCCCUCUUUGCACUAGGACCACUCUUCGGCCCUGUGAUUGGCCCUGUAGUUGGAGGGUUCUUGUCUGAAGCCGCUGGCUGGCGCUGGGUGUUCUGGCUCAUUACAAUUGCAGCAGGAGUAUUGACAACGGCAGCGUUCUUCCUUAUGCGAGAAACAUAUGAGCCCGUGCUGCUGGAACGCCGAACCGCCCGCCUGCGCAAGGAAACAAACAAUCCCGAUCUCCGAUCGAAGCUUGCGACCGAUCUCACCAAGAAAGAAUAUUUCAUUCGCGCGAUCGUGCGUCCGACGAAGAUGCUAUUCCUCAGCCCAACCAUCCUAAUCUUCUCUGUCUACAUGGCUAUCGUCUACGGCUACUUAUACCUCUUGUUCACCACAUUCACCCUCGUCUUCGAAGGUGUCUACCACUUCUCCCAGGGCACCGUCGGCCUGACCUUCUUGGGUGUCGGCGUAGGAUCGCUGCUUGGUCUGGGCGUCUUCGGCAGCAUGUCUGACAAGCUAGUCAAGCGGAUGACUGCUAAGCACGGAGGUGUCAUGAAGCCCGAAUAUCGUCUGCCGCCACUCAUACCCGCAAGCUUCUUACUACCAAUUGGAUUGUUCUGGUAUGGCUGGUCCGCGGAGAAACAUGCGCAUUGGAUCGUGCCGAUCAUAGGCACAGCAAUUUUUGGACUGAGCACUAUUGCCAUGUUCAUGUGUAUCCAGACUUACUUUGUCGACUCAUUCACCGUGUAUGCUGCCAGCGCUAUCGCCGCUAACACGGUGCUGCGAAGCUUGGUAGGUGCUUUUCUGCCGCUUGCCGGACCGAAGAUGUAUAGUACACUUGGUCUCGGGUGGGGCAACUCUGUCCUUGGCUUCAUAGCCAUUACUAUGAUUCCAGUGACCGUUCUCUUCUACUGGAAGGGCGAGUACAUCAGGACACAUCCUCGAUUUCAGGUCAAUUUCUAA